AUGUGUUAUUUCCUUACAGGUCUGGCCGAUGAGACCUUAAUUGUGAAGCUCGGAGAAGAGGCCCCAGCCACUUUUGCCGAGGUCCUGCAAAAGGCGAAGAAGGUUAUUGAUGGGCAAGAGCUCCUCCAGACCAAAACUGGCCGACCAGAAAAGAAGAUCGACCAGGGGAGGACUGGCAUGGACAAAGGAAAGGCUGAUUCCAAGUCCAAAGACAAGGGACCAUCCUCCUCUAGCAGCCGAGCUGAUUAUCGAAGACUGGGAUGGAAAAGCUCUUUCAAGCGACCUGAGAAGCUCCGAGGAGACCUAGAAAAGCGCAAUAAAGAUAAAUAUUGUCGUUUUCAUCGAGAUCAUGGCCAUAAUACGUCAAAUUGCUGGGAAUUGAAGCGCCAGAUUGAAGACCUCAUUCAAGAUGGCUACUUCAAAAAAUUCGUUGGCAAACCGAGGUCCAACUCAGUGGAAAAGAAAGAAGAGAGGAAGCGUUCGAGGACGCCACCUCGCCGAGAUGACCGACCUACGGUCAUCAAUACCAUUUUUGGAGGCAUAAGUGGGGGCCAGUCUGGAAAUAAAAGAAAGGAGCAAGCUCGAAAAGCCAGGUGCGAGGUGUGCAUCAUCAGGGAGCAGAGAUCGACCUCCCCUAUUACCUUCAACGAUGCUGACCUGGAGGGGGUCCAUUUGCCCCAUAAUGACGUACUUGUGAUCGCUCCACUCAUUGAUCACGUCCUGGUCUGA
This is a messenger RNA of Momordica charantia (bitter melon), 729 nucleotides long. NCBI's taxonomy places the organism in Eukaryota, Viridiplantae, Streptophyta, Magnoliopsida, Cucurbitales, Cucurbitaceae. The record is from RefSeq and is a predicted model, not a curated record.